CACAGACGUCUUGUCUUUAACUUCCUAGCGGGAAGUGGCUAUCUGUAGCUGUUCUGUAGAGGCAAGAAUUGAGUGAAGACAUAAGCAUGAGACUGUCCCGAGCUGAAUAUAAAGAGAUAGUGAAACGGACUGAACAGCUGAGACCUACACGACAGUGUAUGAAGGUGCUGAAAGAUACAUUUCCCAAUCACUCGCAGUCCACUCUUCUGAGCAUCUUCUCCCUGGAGUACCAGAAACGAACCAAGAGGACCAUCUCAAGACACCAUGCUCCCGAUGUUAUUGAAAGAUACUACCAAAGGUAUCUGAGCGAAACCAAGGCUCAUCCCACAGCUCCUGUCCUGCUAGAGUUGGCUAAUGAGGUGGACCUGUCUCCUGCGCUGAUGGCUCGUAUUAUCCUGGACAGAUUCCUUCAGGACGUGGACGGUGAAAUGCCCUCCAAAAGUGUCGUGAGCAGCAUGCUGAAGGAGCCAUCUUCAAUUCCAGACCAAAUACUGGCAAAAAACGUCUAUCAAUGCACAAUAAAUGACUGCUGUUAUGGACCGCUGGUAGACUGCAUCAAACAUGUCAUUGGACAGGAGCAUGAGGUUCUGCUCUGUGACAAACUGAAGGAGAAAAACCUUUCUUUUCUGAAUGAAAAUCAACUGAGAGCUAUGGGUUAUGACAAAACACCUGAUAUCAUCCUGGAGGUUCCUGUUGCUGUGGAGGGACAUAUUAUACAUUGGAUUGAGAGCAAAGCCUCUUUCGGGGAUGAUCACAGCCAUCAAACCUACCUUAAAGAACAAUUCUGGAGUUACUGGAACAGGUUUGGCCCUGGCCUUGUGAUCUACUGGUAUGGGUUCAUAGGAGAGUUGGACUGCCAGAGAGACCGAGGUAUCUUACUCAAAGAUUGUUUUCCUGCAGACAUCGUCACACUGUGUCACACCACCCAGCAGGAGCAAUCAGCAGAGAGCCAUAAGGAGGAUCAAGAGGAAAGAUUAGAUGUGAAAUAGGGAAUAACAGCAAGGAGGUGGGGAGGUUAAACACUGAACUACGCAGGGGUGGAGUCCUGCUAUAGAUCCGGAAGCAAUUUGGCUUUCCUGCAGCGUCGGAUCAGCUGGCAAAAGAUCUGCCCUGAACUCCACCUGACCCUCUUUCUCCAUUCGUAUCUGGCUUUCUUCCUGUCAUUCACCACAACAAAGCAGCCUCCUGUAAAUAUCCUGAUGCAUGCUCAAUAAUCCUCCUGUAAACACACUACAGUGUUCUGCAUCUGCAACAGUGCACAGCCAGACG
This is a messenger RNA of Nematolebias whitei (Rio pearlfish), 1269 nucleotides long. It is a transcript of the gene cdin1, whose product is annotated as CDAN1 interacting nuclease 1. The record is from RefSeq and is a predicted model, not a curated record. Gene Ontology annotation, cellular component: nucleus; cytoplasm. The transcript has 12 exons. Gene Ontology annotation, biological process: erythrocyte differentiation. The coding region runs from base 87 to 989 and encodes 300 amino acids. Lineage: Eukaryota; Metazoa; Chordata; Actinopteri; Cyprinodontiformes; Rivulidae.